Molecule: messenger RNA, 4557 nt
Organism: Leptopilina heterotoma
Lineage: Eukaryota; Metazoa; Arthropoda; Insecta; Hymenoptera; Figitidae
Product: epithelial discoidin domain-containing receptor 1-like
Exons: 19
Coding region: 841-3672 (943 amino acids)
Biological process (GO): positive regulation of kinase activity; protein phosphorylation; cell surface receptor protein tyrosine kinase signaling pathway
Cellular component (GO): signaling receptor complex
Molecular function (GO): ATP binding; protein tyrosine kinase collagen receptor activity; collagen binding
Source: RefSeq, a predicted model, not a curated record
CAGGGAAUAGUGAUUCCAGUUAACCACCCAGAAUCAGCGAAAGAUGAAAUUCCGAGACCUGAUGCUUCAGAAAGUAACAUACUUUCAUCUUUUGGAAUAAUAGGUCAUUGCCCCCUGAGCAUUAGUGCGUUAAAAUGUGUUGAUAAUCAUAAGAAUCUUUUAUUAAAGUACAACAAAUCGUAUAAUUUUGCAUUAAUAGAGUAAUAAAUGUAAUUAGCAUUGUCCACAAGCAUUGAGUGAAUGAUCUAAUUCUAAAAUACAAUGCGGAUAAACUUCAGAUGUUCAAGUCAAAGCGCUUUGUUCUGAAAUUCAAUAGAGCAAUAUACUGGAAACAAUUAAAAAAAAACUCCUUCGAGGAGGUGUGAUAAUGCAAAUUUCCUGUUGUCAUAAAAAAGUUGCAAUUUUACAAGCACUUGAACAGAAUAAGAAAAUUCAAGAUUAAAUGUGAAAAUGUUUAAGAAUUUUUGAAGAUAUUCAUCAAUUACAUCCGAUAUUUUAAGAAUCAGAAUCGGAAAAAAAGUUGAAAGACAAACUUUAUACGCAUUUUUCAUUUUUUGGUUAUGUUGUCAUUGGAGAUUUUUUUUACAUUUCCUUUGGAAAAAAAUUAUUAGUUUUUGGUUCGAAAAAAUAUAUUGAAUAAAAAAGGAUAUAAAGGAGGAAAAGUAACUUAUGCACAUUGGCUUUGGCAUAUUAUUCGAAAUAAAGGUUCAUUUGCUGAGGAAGACGCGAUGGCAUGGCAUCGAUCGGCCAACGUGGGAUUCACCGUUCGGUCGACGAGACAUGAUAAUGAUGAGAACAAGGUGAGACAAAAAGGAGGGAAAUCCCCUCAGUUAUAAAGCUAUGGUGAAAGGUUUCGGACGUCACCUCGAGAGGGAGCCACCAAACGUCCACUUAAUCGUCUUCAUCUUCAUUCUCCUUGCUGUUACAACAACACGUGGCGUUGAUCUCUCACAAUGCAUUGCACCGCUGGGCAUGGAGUCAAAAGCAAUACCGGAUGCCGACAUCACUGCAAGUUCCAGUUACGACAGCAGCAACGUUGGACCACAUCAGGCUCGAUUAAAGUCCGAGAAUCACGGUGGCGCAUGGUGUCCGAAAGAUCAAAUAACAACAGAGCCACGAGAAUGGUUGGAAAUUGAUCUUCACACUGUUCAUAUGAUUACCGCUACUGGUACUCAAGGUCGUUUUGGAAAUGGCCUCGGUCUUGAAUUUGCAGAGGCGUAUUUGUUGGAAUAUUGGCGACCACGUCUUGGCAAAUGGGUUCGCUAUCGGGACGUUAAGGGACAAGAGGUAAUCAAGGGCAAUACGAACACCUACCUGGAGUCAAAAACCGAACUCGAACCACCGAUCUGGGCUAGUAAAGUUCGCUUUAUGCCGUACAGUUACCAUCGACGAACCGUCUGCAUGAGAGUUGAACUUUACGGAUGCUACUGGAGCGAUGGUGUGGUCUCGUACUCGAUGCCUCAGGGUGAUAAGCGGGGCAAUGACUGGGAGUUCUUUGACGCGACUUAUGACGGUCAUUGGGACGGUGAAUUACGACGAGGCUUAGGUCAAUUGAUCGACGGUAGGAGAGGUUCGGAUAAUUUCAAAAUGGGCUACUACGAUUACGAUCGUGGACAAGGAUGGGUAGGCUGGAAGAACGACACUCGCAAUGGACAGCCAAUUGAGAUCAAGUUCGAAUUCGACAACGUCAGGGAAUUUUCGGCCGUUCACAUUUACAGCAAUAACCAGUUCACCAAGGAUGUUCGGGUUUUCUCUCAAGUUGACAUUCUCUUCAGCAUUGGCGGAAAGUACUAUACGGGCGAGCCAAUCACUUACACGUAUAUGGAGGAUAAUAUUUUCGAAACACCCCACAACAUCUCAGUGAAGCUGCACCAUCGUGUCGGUAAAUUUGUGAAACUGAAGCUUCAUUUUGCUGCUAAAUGGAUUAUGGUCAGCGAAGUUAAUUUCGAUUCUGAUGUGGCUCAUGGAAAUUUUACCGUUGAAGAUCUAUCAUCGACGGAAUCGCCGGUGGAGAACGAUGUACUUAUUGAAAAGAAUAAAGUAGCGGAAGGUGAACUUCCUGUUUCCACGGCAAAGCACGAUGAUCCAACUUAUAUGGCGGUCGUGAUCGGAGUCCUAACUGCUGUAAUUCUUCUUUUAGCGGUUGCCAUUUUUCUGAUAGUUUCACGACACAGACAACGUAAAUGCUUCGCGAGUCCAAUGACAGGAAGAGCUCCAUCUCACUUGGGAUCAACAUGUGCCACAGUUGAAAAGGGUGCAGCACUCAUGGCAUACACACUCGAGGACGACGAAAAGUACGCUGGCGGUUCUCUUCCCACUUUGCCCCGAGAUCUUGGAAAUCGACUUUUGGAUAUCGUGAAACUUGACGAUUAUCAGGAACCAUAUCAAGCCCUCAAGUAUGCUCCUUAUUACAGUUACAGUACUGUUGUGAUGGAGAUGAAGGACAUGAUUCUACCGAGCAAGGGCAUCAAUUCUAAUACAGCGGUGUAUGCCAACGGUGCAGUUGACACAUCCUACGAUUAUGCGGUACCGGAACUUGGGAAGGUGCCUCUUCUCAACUCUGAUUGUUCUAAUGGAGGAAGGCCACUGUCAAGCGCUGGUAGCGAGCAGGACAGUAUUUUUUCGAAAGCCACCAGAAACAGCAAGGCGGAGGAUAAAAAGUCACCAACGCAACAGGAGGUACUUUCCGCCUUGAAGAAACGCCUGGAACAGACAAGCGUGCCGCUCUUCCCACGACAUAGACUUCGCAUGCUCUCGAAAAUUGCCGAUGGCGCCUUUGGCUCGGUAUACGUGGCAGAAGCUGAGGGAAUUCCAGAGUAUGGUACCACAACAACCCUUGGCAAGCGACUUGUAGCCGUCAAGUUUUUACUGCCGGAAGCAAACGAGAAAGAAAAAUUAGAUUUCCAGAGAGAUGUGAGAAUUUUGGCAGCACUGGAGGAUCGUAAUAUUAGCCGAGUAUUGGGUGCGUGCUGUCGAGAGGAGCCUUUUUGCGUUGUAAUGGAAUACUUGGAGCACGGUGAUCUUUGUCAGUUUCUAAAAACCCACAUCACUGCUGAAGAUGCUCACUCAAUGCCAAUUGGUGUCAAGACACUAAGUUUCAACUGUCUCAUCUACAUGGCAGCGCAAAUCGCGUCGGGAAUGCGUUACCUGGAGAACCUAAACUUUGUUCAUCGUGACCUGGCAACCAGGAAUUGUUUAGUUGGAAAGGCAUAUCAUGUAAAAAUAUCGGAUUUUGGAACUGAUAAUGAACUAUACGCUGGUGAUUAUUACAAAGUUGAUGAAACUAUUUCUCUACCUUUACGUUGGAUGGCCUGGGAAUCAUUAUCAUUGGGUAAAUAUACAACGAAAAGCGACGUUUGGUCGUUCGCAGUGACUCUUUGGGAAAUUCUAAAUCUUGGAAGACGAGUUCCCUACGAGCAUCUCACAGACCAAGAAUUAAUGCAAUGUUUAAAGCAAUUGCAUUGCAAUAGCAGCAGCGAUUCAACUGAAGACAACGAAAAAGAAGACGUCCUCACAUUAUUCGACUAUCUACCAAGACCAACUGCCUCAUCUAAGGACAUUUAUGAUCUCAUGCUAGAAUGCUGGCGACGAGAAGAUUUCGAGAGACCCACAUUCCGAGAGAUAUCGCUCUUUUUGCAAAGGAAAAAUCUUGGUUAUGCACCAACCUCUUGAUAUUAGGAUUUACUCACUGCAAAAUACAAAGGUACUUAUGAUAAAAUUCUUUACAAAUAAAAGAGAGAGAGAGAGAGAGAAAAACAAUAGAGAAAGAAAUGGAACUCGAGAAAUCUUAAGAAUUUCUGCUUCUCCUGAUUUCUUGAUAUAAAAAUAAGAAAAGUGUCAAGACCCAUAAACUCAGGACUGAUAAAAAUUAUUUAUAUAAAAUAUAUAUAUUCGACUAGCGAAUAUUUUAUAGUGUUGACAAUUUAAGAAAUUAGGAAGGAAAUUUUUUCAGAAUAUUGUCACACGAAAUUUGAAAUUGUUAAAUUUAGUCGAAGAUAUAUGUCUGUCAAUUCUAAAGUAUUAACUAAAAUUUUCAAAAUUAUGCGAUUUUUUCAAAAUUACGCAAAUUUGUUUAUCAAUUUCCUUUAGUUAUUUAAGCAUUUGUUUUUGACAUGAAUUUUAGUUGAUAUUUAUGAAAAAUAGAAGUAGAAAAGUGAGUGGAAAUUUUAUUGACUUCUUUUUGUGAAGUUUAAGGAAAGGAAUGAAAAUUUUUUACUUUGACUUUCACUUGUUAUUUUCACUUUUUAGAAUGUGGAAAUAAAAGUUGGAGUGAAAGAUAAAUUUUUCCAUAUUUUUAUCGCACAUCUGAAACACUCAAUGAUCGUAGUGAAUUUGCUAAAUACUAUGGCUAUGACACAUCAUAAUUGUAACUCUCUAUAAUAGGUGGGAUCAAUGAAACUAUUAGAUUAAUAUUUGUAAAUAUUAUAGUUGUAUAUGGUAGAAAUCGUUAUUGCUGCGUAUUAAUAAUAUUAGUAAUAAUAAUAAUAGUGAAAAUAAUUAUAAUUAUAAAUAUAACUAUAAUUGUAAUAGUAACAUUAAUAAUAAUAAUAUAAUAAU